Molecule: messenger RNA, 732 nt
Organism: Neltuma alba
Lineage: Eukaryota; Viridiplantae; Streptophyta; Magnoliopsida; Fabales; Fabaceae
Exons: 3
Coding region: 13-345 (110 amino acids)
Source: RefSeq, a predicted model, not a curated record
GCCACCCACCAUAUGGGAAGCAACAUACACACUAGAGAACUGAGCUUGUUUCUAAUAAUAAGCUUUCUAUUGCAGAAAAUGGCGAGCGUUCUCUUUCGUCUCUUUGUUGUUCUGCUAGGGCUCUCUUAUCUUCUAUCUUUGCAAGCAAUCCCAAUCACAAGAACUGAGAACCUUAUGCAGGGCCCCCUAGUUCAUGAUGUUAUUUCUGAGAACACCGACAAGAUUGCAACAGAGAGAAACGCGGAGUUGGAGGAGCCAAACACUGUUACUGAGAGAAUGGACCUGGAACUCCAUGACUACCCACCCUCAGGAGCCAAUAAUCGUCACACUCCAAGAGCCCCAUGAUCGUUUGUGUGUGAAAUGAUAUUAAUGCUGUGAUGAAUAAUCUUAUUUGGGUUCCUUUUGGUAGGAUUGUUCUUCAUAUUACGAUUGUACAAUGUCAAGUGCGGUUAUCAGCAAUGUUCUGUUGUUCUUCAAUAUCAUGCUUAAGCAGCCACGGAUAUUGAUGCUUAAUUGUCUACUGUCUUGAAGGCAAGCAAUUAUGUGCAGUGCGAUGAAGAAGUAACUACUACUACUACUAGAGUUUAAUAAUUCGAAUUAUUGAUUAGUAUCUAUAAUAUUCAUCUGGGGAUUUAGACCCCUUUGUGUUCGUUCAAUUCCUGCUUAAUUAUCCUUCAGUAUCUGUGUUGUUCACGGCUCAUCUGGAGCUAUUAUUAUGGCGCUUAUCACAUA